AUGUCAAAUGCUUCUUUUCUCCUACCAGCUUUCUACUUGUUUAUGGUUUCCAUAUCCAUCUUUGCCACCACCACAAGCAGUGCAACAGACGAGCACCGUCUAAGGUGGGAGGCGACGACGACAACACCAACAUGCCAAGGCUCCAUAGAAGAGUGCAUAGAAGAAAAUGAGUUCGGAAUGGAUAUUGAGUCUCACCGGCGUAUCCUAGCAACCACAAAGUAUAUAAGCUACAGAGCACUGCAGAGAAACACCGUGCCAUGCUCUCAUAAGGGUGCAUCCUAUUACAACUGCAAGCCAGGUGCAGAAGCUAAUCCUUACACCCGCGGCUGCGCCACCAUCACCCGUUGCCGUAAUAGUUCUUAG
Lathyrus sativus (Indian pea) is the source of this 363-nucleotide messenger RNA. NCBI's taxonomy places the organism in Eukaryota, Viridiplantae, Streptophyta, Magnoliopsida, Fabales, Fabaceae. The record is from the annotation of a GenBank genome assembly.